AUAACCUGUGAUAUGGAUAAUCCUGAUGAAACUACUCCAAAUGUGAAGGAAUUGAAACACUUCUUUUCUAAAAAGAUAAGGGACAGAGCUGCCGGGUUUAAAGAUGCUGAAACUCCUGUUAAUGUGAAAAAAGUACCGAGGAAUAUACGUUCAGCUCAGGUUGCAGUUGGGAAUGUACAAGAAGGUCCUGAAACACAUCUUGAUCAAGAUACGAAGUCACUGCUUUAUAAAGAGAGUAAAAUAUAUACAAAUACUGCAGAGGCCCCAAAACCAAGAACAACAAGUAUACCACUUUCCUCAAAAGAAGAUCUAACAGACAUUCCACGGAUAAAUCUAAUUUUUGACCUUUUAGAAGACCUCUUAAGUUCAAAAGAAUUUGAAAUACUUAUCCCCGAAUUUUGUGAAUCAUUCCCAAACUAUUCUGAAGAACUAAAGAAAAGACGUGGAGAUUUAAAUAGGAACGACCUUUGUAUCAUCAUUGCAGGAGAAACAAGUGCUGGAAAAUCAACGCUUAUAAAUCGAUUGGUGGGAACAUCAUUAUUUAAGCCGCAGCUUGCCGAGUCAACUUCCACUAUUUGUAGAAUUCGCAAUUCAAACGACCCUAUUAGAAAGAUAUCAUACAAAGUCGUAAAUAAGGAGAACGAGACAGUAGAGGAGAGGAGUAUCGACCCAGGAUCAGAGGGAACAUUCGUUAAAUGUCUUCAGAGAUAUGUCGAUAAAGAUAAUGAUCAUGUUUCUAAAGGGAUAGAUCAUGUGGACGUUAGUCUAUAUGUGCCUUUCCUUAAGGGAAACACAAUGCUUGUUGAUACUCCAGGAAUCGGUGGAAGUUUGGAGCUUUCAGACAAAAUGAUGAAAUACCUACCUAAUGCAGUGUCGUUCAUUUUUGUUUCCAAUGUCACGAAUGCUGGAGGAGUGCAGAAUGAUAGGCUCGUCAAAAUUAUUCAAGAAGUCUUAAGAUUGCAUGAAGAAAAAGACAUUCCUUGCUUUGAUCCAGUAGAUGCACUAUUUGUUUCUAACAAGUGGGAUGCAAUUCAUCCUAGCGAGAGAGACGAUGCAUGGAUUGGUGUUCAGAAAGAGUUAAGAAAACAUUGGCCUGUUUCAAAUACAACGAAUAUUUUUAGAACAACCCUAAAGAGUGCAAAAGAGUCUGAAGCAGAAUUUGAAAAUGAAUACAAAAGAUUGGAAAGACGACUGUCAGAGAUUCUCGAGAAAAACCUAUACAUACGACAGUUCCAACAUGAAAAAUUUCUAAGGAACAUGCUGAAAACAAUUGAGGUGACUGUUAAAGGACGUCUACAUGUUGCUGCAAUGUCAAAAGAUGUCUGUACAAAAAAGAUGGAAAAUUUAGAAACACAAAUUUUAAUCCUUAGAGAGAGGAUGACAACGACCAAAAACGAUCUCAACCAGCUCAUAUCUGACACACUAACACAGCUUAGUCAGACGCUUAUCGAAGAAUUGAAUUCUGAUGAUGGAAAAGAAAGGAUCCUCAACCCACCGGGCAAAAAGGAAGUAGCCUCUGUCCAUUUCCUGAAAAUGCUAGAUGAAAUAAAAGAAAGACUUUACUCACAUACUAUUGAAUGGAAAAGAGGAGAAGUUGUCAUCGAAAAAUUAACAUUUGUCUUAGAAAGGAUCAAAGAAUGUUUUUCUGAUAUCCAAGAAGAAAUUCAAAGAAUCCAAAACAAUAUGACAGGAUCACAAGAGAAAAAAACACAAGAAAAAGCUGUUUCCUUCGAGUUAGACUCUCCCGUUAUAGUCGGUGUGUUAGAAUCGGCCCCGAAAUGGAUUGGAGUUUUAUCUGCAGCUAAAAGAAUCUGUGCAGUAGCCGAGUUUAUGCUUUCGCCAAUGACUCUAAUGAAAAUAAAGAAAUGGACAACCGAGGAAAAGAAAUUGAUUAUUAUUGAUGCAACAUACAGAGAUCUUGUGAAACAAUACAAUAUUGAAAAAGUAAAGUCAGACCUAGAGAGCACUUACGGAACUCACUACAGAAAACUUGUGGAAAGAUUAUUUAAUAAAAUAAUUGAAAAGCAGAUUACUAACAUAACGAGGACAAUUUUGAGAUUGAAAGGUGAAUGUGAAUGUUUCCAGAAUUGGAAAAGCGAACUCGAACAUCUCUUGAGUAGCCUAAACGAGAUUCAAAAACGCAUCAGUUAAAUUGGUCAAAGCUGCAUGCCGUUACUUC
Messenger RNA from Saccostrea echinata, 2179 nucleotides. RefSeq lists its product as uncharacterized. Bases 13 to 2151 code for a protein of 712 amino acids. NCBI's taxonomy places the organism in Eukaryota, Metazoa, Mollusca, Bivalvia, Ostreida, Ostreidae. The record is from RefSeq and is a predicted model, not a curated record. The transcript is spliced from 11 exons.